Molecule: messenger RNA, 5419 nt
Organism: Schistosoma rodhaini
Lineage: Eukaryota; Metazoa; Platyhelminthes; Trematoda; Strigeidida; Schistosomatidae
Source: the annotation of a GenBank genome assembly
GAGCGUCAAGGUUUCUUGGACUAAGUGGGCUUUAUGGACUGGGCCGUUUUGCAUUUAUCAUUAUGAACCACUAGUGUUCCCUGUAUUCCUGCUCUUAUUACUGUUGCUCUUCAUAAAGUGCUUCUACAAUGACUAACUUUGAAGUUAUGCGAACUUCCUGUAGCAUUUUACUAAUAGUGACGUUGUGCACAUCAGCAUAUGCUCUUGAUUGCACUAUCUUUAAACAAGAAUGGAUGAAAUUACGGUAUACUAUGCUAACAGGAGUUCAUAGCUCAACUAUUAUUGGUCCCACAUCAAACAUUUGUCCUGUAACCGGUACUUCCUGUUGUGAUGUAAGUAUGGAACAUGAAAUGUACUCGGUGGGCCAGCGUCAACUUAUAAAGCAAAGCAACUCAUGGUUGCAAGUUGCCUGGAAAAUGAGCAAUGAUAGUGCCGUGCUUGAAUGUAAGUCUUAUGCCAUUCUGGUCAAUGAAGUAUUGGGACGCUGAAUAGCUAGUAAUAAUGGUUAACUAAAGUUAGUUUCCUACUCUAAAAUAUACAUAUCCUAUCGAAGCUUCUGGCAACAAUGAAGAAACGGAUGUAUGAUGAACCGUUUCCUUCAAAUGUUUUGCCUUUCGUUCUUGUCAUCUCGUCUCAGAGUAGACCAUGAUUUCGCUUUCUUCAGACAGUCUCCUUAAUGAAUAACUCUUAACCUUUUCCAUUUCCUUUACUUUCCCACCCUACCAUUACUACUGAUCAUUUCGCUAGCUUUCCGCUUAUCCACAAUUGAUAUUCCUUCGCUACUCAUCGUAUUCACACCCUUCUAAUAUGAUUUUAAUGGUUCCUGAAAUCUACUGGUCUUUCACAACCUUUCGGUUCUGAUUGCUUACAUAGGUUAAUGCUAUUUUUACACCAGACUUUCUCAGGAUGAAUAUCACCCUUGUAGUAGACUAAAUACCUUGUCAGUUUUUCCUUAAAAACAGCUCUUUACAUUUUUUUAGUCAGGCUCAAGAAUUUCUUUUUGCUGCAGUUUUUAUCCUUGCAGUAAGGCUAGGACAAAUGUAUGCUCACAACAGAGAGUGGUCGGAGUCCAGAUAUACACUACAGGAGUAACAGUCUUUUAUGCAGCCUCUCUAAAUAGGACCGACAGUGAUAUAGUUUAUCUGUCUUUUUCUGCAAGUAUAUUGCAUUCUCCAGGUCAGAAAACGUUUCUUUUCACGUUUAAAGUCUCUUUGUCAAAAACAAACAAGCGUCUGGACAUAAAUGCAGUAAACGACCACUGUUAUCUUUACUCUGUGGUAAAAUACCACAAGUUCCUGUCUAACAUUUUGUAAGCUCGAGUCGUUAGCAAUGAUUGCACAUAAAAUCAAGACGAACUCAGCAGAACGGUAGAUAAUAAAACCAAAAUUAUCAAGAAACGGGAAAGAGGUUUAAUUAUCGAUAUGAUUAGCUCGGGUUCUGUUAAAUGUGUACGGGUAGUUGACACGUCCUCAUUCCCCGUUUCGUAAAGUAGUAGUUCUUGCAGGGUUCGAAAAAAAAUUGACUAGCUGUGACGGUCAAGGUGCAUCACUUUUGAGGCCGUUCACACAUAUCAUCUCUGUGAGUUUUUUCUAUCGUGGCUACAUACUUUUCAUACCCUACCACCAGCAAUUCAUAAGGAAAGGUUGUAUUACUUUUGUAACCAACCUCUGACACCUAAUUCUGUAUGUGGGAAAGUAGAGUGAAAAUAUGGGCUGUCUGUAGGAAACGUCCUUCUUUAACCACACUAAUACAGAUGACAGUGCACUCCCGCUGUUAAACUUAAAAUGUUUGACUUUUGGCAUUACAACAGGUACUCUCAACAUGGUAGAACUACAGAACAAAUAGUCCAAAGAAUAUAACUUUAUUGACUCAUCAUGGUUUACAAACCUGACCACUAUCAAGGCAACAAUUGUAGUCAUGAUGGAUUCAGAUUCUAUCAAACGUAAAGAUUUCGUACAUUUUAUUCUCAUAUAACUGUUCGUGGUUCUGAGAAAAUGGCCUGCAAUAGUUCUAAAUGUUUUGCCUCCUUGGUUUAUUAUCGUUUAUUUCUACACAGUACAGUUAAUCAGUCCUCAUUUAUUUAUUUUUCUACUUAGCAAUUUUUCAAGCUGAUUUACAACAAGCUAAAAGACGUUUACACCAGUUUUUCAGUCGGAUUUAUGGAUACAAUUAUAAAUUGCAUAGAAAUUUCUUCUUCGGGUUUUUCACCGAUUUAGAACAAUAUAUGGCAGGUCAGCGGGGUCAACUUGGUGUGUUAAUAAAAAAUUUCUUCAGCCAACUUCGUGACAACAUAGUUAGUUUGAUUGAAAAAUCUGGACAGGUUAUUUCCAAUCCUCCUUUCGGCUCGUUUUCUCCUAAUACUGGCUCGUUUGGUAACAAUCUUCAUGGGGUUAGUGGUACUGAUGAAGCUAGUGAAUCUAGGCGAAUUCGUUGUUUAUCUGAAAAGAUUGCGCAGUUACAUCCGUUUGAUGAUGUAGAUGUCCGACUUCAUGCUCGAAUGAUGGAAGCUUAUCCACCUGCUCGUAUGUUGGUCAAUGUUUUAUCCGUUACCAGCAAAUUAUUACAUCAUCUGGUCGAUCAGGUUGUUGCUCAGUCUCAAUGUAUUUUGGGCAUUACACGUUAUAAAUUUUGUGCUAUAUGCGAGGCUCAGUCACUUGAUAAUGUCUGCCCUGAAAGUUGUUCACAAUUACUAGCCAGAUGUUUACAUGGUGAUGGUCCAGAUGAAGCACAAUUGGCGUAUAUUUGGCCUCAAUUAAUUGAUACAAUCAUCAUGGCAACUAAUCGGUUGGAAAGAUCAUUCAACUUUCCUGCAGUAAAUCGCAAUCUUCAGAUGGAAAUAUCUGAAGCAAUAACUAGUUUACAAACACGUUAUAGUGAAACAAAAUCUAAGUUUGAAUCCGAAUGUCAAUUUGGCUCUGCCGGUCAACGAAUGCCAACAUUGUUCAAUCCUAUUAGACCUUCUCAUAGCAGUCAAAAAAAUCGUGCGAAUCACUCAGACAUCUCUAGAUGGUCAAUGAUAUCUAAUAUGAAUAGACGUUUAAAUCGAAUAGCUCGUUCAUCGUCUUAUCCACACUCAUCACCUGUUUCUCAAGAAUUUCUUGACUGGCAAACACGACAACAACUAUCCCAAGUCAUUCCUAGUAACAAUCGUCCAAAAAAAAUAGAUUAUAGUCAACAAAGGACUAGCAAAACAUCUGAUGACUGGGAUGCCUCAGACAAAGAGAAUCCUAUGAAUGCUCCACAUGAUCUCGUUCGCCAAGUCAAUGAAAUCAAACAAGCUUAUUCAUCCCUACGCGAUCUAUUCACUGGUCCAGCUGGUAACUUAUGUCCUACUAAUUCAACCGCUAUGAGUAAUGGAAAUUCGUCUCAUGUUAAUCAAAGUACUCAUUGUUGGAAUCCACCUCGUCUACCCGAUACUCCACCUGAUGCUGGAAUUACACAAAUUUUAACCCAACUUUAUGAAGCUUCCAAAAGAUUGCACGAAGCCUCAACCAAUACGAAAGAUCCAGAUACAUUAGUUGUCAAACUGCCUCCUAGAUCGAAUUCUGCUUCUGGUACUUACUCAAGAAAUGAUCAAAACAGUUAUUUGUCGGCCAGUUUAACUGAUCCUCUCUCAGCAAACCAAUUUCUCGCACAGGACCAAUGGCAAGGUCCUAAGCAAUCUAGAAUGGAUAAUUCAUAUGAAACGGAAAGAAAUAUUAGGAUCGAAAGUGGAAGUGGAAAUCAACCGAAUACUUUACAAUUUCCGGAUGAUUCCCUUUCUCAAUCUUACGAGCAGUCAUCUAGUCAAUUCAAUAAUAUGUUUCCUGACGACCCUCAAAAUAAAAACGAUCCUCGUAUGUACAGUUCAGUUAUAAAUGCUGAUACUAAAAGAACGGUAGUUAGUCAAGGUACAGAUUCAAAUAUGUACUUUAACCAAAAAUCUACACAACAAUGGCCACAGAAGUCUAGUGUGUACAAUAGUUGGGGUAAUGUCGAACAUCAAAGAGAUAAAUGGAAAUUUAACGGUUCUACAGACUUCAACAUACCAAUUUUUCAAGAACCCACAACAGAAUCAGUACCUUUAACAACGGGAAUGACAACAACAACUACGACGACAACGUUUUCUUCAACUACUGUUACAGCUUCCACUGCGUUACUGUAUAAUUCCACGGAAUUAAUUACAAUACCAAGUGCAUUAGAAAAACCAAGUGAUUCAUCAUCACUGGAAGUGAAAGAUAUUGUUACAGAAAGUGUUACGAGACAAACACCUCUAACUGUCCGGACAGAUUCAGCAUUAGAUAGACAUCCACAAACUACAACACAACUUUACAUAGAUCCAAAAUUGAAAUCAGGCACAUACACAGAAUCGUUCUUACCGUCAACUGACCAAUCAAGUAAUAUUGGAUUUUUGCCAGACGACGAAGAUAAUGCUCAAAUGAUCUCAAAACAAAUACCUUAUCAAACACCUGAUUCUCAAAAGAUUAAUUCUUGGCAUCAAACUUCUGAGGUUUCCCGUCGACGUUUUCAUGAAGGCUCCGGUGGCAGUGGUAUAUCACCAUCAGUCCUUACACCGCAAUACCAAGGGCCCCAAACUUUAUGGACACAGUCCGGCAGAAAACUGGCAAACCCCAACGCUGCAGAUACACGUUACAAUGAAGAAUUUAUUGGUCCCCAACCGGACAAAAAUCAACCUUUCUAUCCAACCACCCAAGAGCCAGAAAAUCGAGGCGAUGAAGAAGUCUGGAACGUUUCUCCCGAUAAGCUAGCUUCAGGGUUCCUAGAAGGAGCUAGUGGGAUGAGUCCCAACAUAGAAUGGAAUGAGGACAAAAACGAUCGUCACACAGGCUCGUCACAAUGGCAAGAUACACCGGGAGGAAGUAGGAGUGGCAACCCUGGAGUUUUGCAGAAUCCAGUUCCGGAGGAUACAGCCAUAUUGCCUCCCUCAGCUCAGCCAACACAACCACCUAUACCAUCGCGGAUCGACCAUGUUCCAGAGGUUCUUCCACAACCACCUCUGCCACCCCCUGAAGUGUGGGUACCAGCAAAGUUAAGCCCGGGGCAGCCGGUGCCACCCAUAUUACUAAUACGAGAAUAUAGUGUUGAAGGUCCCCUAUACGGAAAGGAAGACACUGUCUCACAUAACUACAAUUCAGCACCCCACCAACAACUAAUCACGUCAAUAUUUUUACCUCUACUCACUAUAUUCAUACUUUAAACCGAACAAUGACUUUCUUCUCAGUUACAUUUUCUUGAAAUGUACAUAGGCACAUUUGAUAGCCUUUGCUCAAAAUGUAUUUACAUGUAUCUUGUUAGCAUUUUGAAAUGCUUGUAUUCUCUUAAUAUUCAUUUUUACUCCAUCGAUCCAAAGCUUUGCAUUUAUACAAGGUCACAUGUUUAAAAAUAUAUGAUAUCCUAUACAGACCUAAACCCGCAUUUA